AUUGGUCGGCGGGCUCUCUCCGUGGCCGGGCUCUCCUGAUGUCACAUGAGCCCUUCUCCAAGAUGGCCGCCCGGUUGUUUUGAUGAAUAAUCCUGUGUGAGGCGGCGGCGCUCGGUGUCUCCCCGGCCGGAGCCCUCGCUGCUCCAUUGUGGUCUGCCAGCACCUGAGAGGGCCGGAGCUCUCCGUUCUUACCGGCCUGUCCUGCAGACAAUGCAGCCCUGACCCCGGAGGCCCCGACUCUUCCUCCCCCUCCUGUCCCUCACACGGACCCCGGGCCUCUGUCACCAUUAAAAGGAAAAUCAUGGAGGAGCUGAGCGCUGACGAGAUUAGACGUAGGCGCCUGGCUCGGCUGGCCGGCGGGCUACCGUCACAGCCCACAACUCCGCUCACUUCUCCACAACGUGAGAACCCUCCUGGGCCACCAUCAGCUGCUUCAGCCCCCGCCGUGUCCCACCAGCUGGGCCUAAAUGUUCAGGGUAUAACCCCAGCUACCUCACCCAUAGGAGCAUCAGGGGUGGCCCACCGGAGUCAGAGCAGCGAAGGCGUCAGUUCCCUCAGCAGUUCCCCAUCGAAUAGCCUGGAAACACAGUCCCAAUCCUUGUCUCGCUCCCAAAGCAUGGACAUCGACAGCGUUGCCUGUGAGAAAAGCAUGUCUCAGGUGGACGUAGACUCAGGAAUAGAGAAUAUGGAGGUGGACGAGAGUGAUCGCAGGGAGAAGAGAAGCAUCGCUGAUAAGGAGCCAUUGUCGGGGUCAGAGGUGACAGAGGAGCAGUCGCUGCAGCUGGUCUGUAAGAUCUUCAGAGUCUCCUGGAAGGACAGAGAUCGUGACGUCAUCUUCCUGCGAUCCCUCUCCGCUCAGUUCCGGCAGGACAGUACAGAAGUGUACUCCAACUUUAAGGACUUAAUUGGACAAAUUUUGAUGGAGGUCUUGAUGAUGUCCACACAGUCGAAAGAUGACAACCCGUUCGCCAGCCUGACCGCCACUUCUCAGCCGAUCGCAGCAACGCGAAUCCCAGAUGCGACUUUAGUACUGAAUUCGGGGUCACAUCCCGGCACCAGCCCCAUGUUCUGUAACCCAGGAUCCUUCGGCGCCAGCUCUGUAUCAAGUCUAUAUGAUACUAGUCCUGCUCUCAGCACUCUCCGUAUGCCUGCGGGUCACUCCCCCAUCCUCCCUGUACUGAAUACCCAGCUGAGCGGCGAUGCGCAGUCCCUGCCCGGCAGUCCUCACGUCAUACCGGCCAGCCCGCCUCUAGCCAUUACCUCCUCCCCACGUUACCGGCCUUACAGUGUCACCCAUUCAGGACCACUGCCCAUCCCCUCCAGUCCAAGGACCGCCAACGUCUCUCCCAUCAUUCACCUGUCCAGCAGUCCUCUGGCAGUGCCCACCAGCUCACCUAGACAGAGGCCUCUGUUAUCUCCCAGAGUGUCCCCAAGGCUGAACCGGAUGCCACCUAGUGUGUACGACAACCCUUUGUCCCUCCUCUUCCUCUCCCGCACCGAUGAGGCUGAGGACAGCAGUGACGAGGAGAACGACGAAGAGGAGUUCUCUAGUGUGCAGCUUGGGUCCAGCGGAACUAGUAGCAUCGAGUCCUGCGGAGAUCACUUCACUAUUGAGACGUGCAAAGAGACCGAGAUGCUCAACUACCUCAUCGAGUGCUUUGAUAGAGUGGGGAUAGAGGAGAGGAAAGCCCCAAAGAUGUGCAGCCAGCCAGACGUGAGCCAGCUCCUCGGCAACAUCCGGUCACAGUGCAUCUGCCAUGCUGCCCUGGUGUUACAAGGUGCCCUCACCCAGCCACGGUCUGUACAGCAGCAGUCCCUCCUGGUGCCAUACAUGCUCUGUAGGAACCUGCCGUUUGGUUUCAUCCAGGAACUUGUGAGGACGACGUAUCAGGAUGAGGAGGUGUUCAAACAGAUCUUCAUUCCUGUUCUCCAAGGCUUGGCUCAGGCUGCUAAAGAGUGUUCCCUGGACAGUGACAACUUCAAAUACCCGCUGAUGGCACUAGGCGAGCUCUGCGAGAUUAAGUUUGGAAAGACUCACCCUGUCUGCUGCCUGAUCGCCUCUUUGCCCCUCUGGUUGCCCAAAUCGCUGAGUCCUGCCAGUGGCCGGGAGCUGCAGCGCCUGUCGUACCUCGGCUCCUUCUUCAGCCUCUCCGUGUUUGCGGAGGAUGAUAAUAAAGUAGUUGAAAAAUACUUUUCUGGGCCAACAAUUACGCUAGAAAAUACCCGUGUGGUGAGCCAGUCGCUGCAGCAUUACUUGGAGACGGCUCGGCAAGAAUUGUUUAAGAUUCUGCACAGUAUCCUGCUGAAUGGGGAGACAAGAGAAGCAGCUCUGAAUUACAUGGCUGCUCUGGUGACCGGGAACAUGAAAAAGGCCCAGAUGCAGACAGAUGACCGGCUGGUGUCUACAGACGGAUUCAUGCUGAACUUCCUCUGGGUUCUUCAGCAGCUCAGUACAAAGAUCAAGCUGGAGACGGUGGACCCCAUGUAUAUCUUCCAUCCCAAAUGUCGCAUAGCGCUGCCCAGCGAUGAGACCCGUGUCAAAGCCACCAUGGAGGAGGUGACCAGCUGGAUCUCUGAGCUGAAUCCGGAUCCGGCUUCUUUUUCCGAACCUAAGUUUCCCACAGAGUGCUUCUUCCUCACCUUACACGCUCACCACCUUGCCGUCUUACCCAGCUGCCGGCGCUAUAUCCGGCGGCUAAGAGCCAUCCGGGAGCUGAACAGGACGGUGGAAGAGCUGAAGAACAAUGAGAGUCAAUGGAAAGAUUCCCCUCUGUCUGCCAGACACAGAGAGAUGCUGAAACGGUGUAAAACACAGCUCAAGAAACUAGUGCGCUGCAAGGCGUGCGCGGACGCUGGUCUGCUAGAUGAGAACUUCCUCCGGAAAUGCCUCAAUUUCUAUGGAAUGGUUAUACAGCUGCUAUUACGCCUGAUGGAUCCUGCUUACCCAAAUAUAACGCUGCCUUUACACCCCGACAUUCCCAAGAUCUUUGCUGCACUGCCUGAGUUUUAUGUAGAAGAUGUAGCUGAAUUUUUGUUUUUUAUUGUGCAAUACGCUCCUCAGGUUCUUUUCGAGUCCUGCACACAGGAUGUUGCAACGUUCUUGGUGGUGCUGCUAUGCAACCAGAACUAUAUCCGAAACCCUUACCUUGUGGCCAAGCUGGUGGAGGUUAUGUUUGUAACGAAUCCCGCCAUCCAGCACCGGACUCAGAAGUUCUUUGAAAUUAUUGAAGGUCACCCAUUGUCAACCAAACUCCUCGUGCCCUCCCUGAUGAAAUUUUACACAGAUGUAGAGCACACCGGCGCUACCAGCGAGUUCUAUGACAAGUUCACCAUUCGCUACCACAUAAGCACCAUCUUCAAAAGCCUUUGGCAGAAUCCGGGUCAUCACGGCACUUUUAUGGAAGAAUUCAAUUCGGGGAAGCAGUUUGUUCGCUACAUAAACAUGCUGAUUAACGACACCACGUUCCUCCUGGAUGAGAGUCUGGAGUCCCUGAAACGCAUCCAUGAAAUGCAGGAGGAGAUGAGGAACAAGGAGCACUGGGACCAGCUGCCUCGGGAUCAGCAGCAGACACGGCAGUCCCAGCUGGCACAGGAUGAACGCGUCUCCCGUUCCUACCUGGCGCUAGCCACAGAGACAGUAGACAUGUUCCACAUUCUCACCAAGCAAGUGCAGAAGCCGUUCCUGAGGCCGGAGCUCGGCCCACGUUUAGCAGCUAUGCUGAACUUCAACCUGCAGCAGCUGUGUGGGCCGAAGUGCAGAGACCUGAAGGUGGAGAACCCGGAGAAGUACGGCUUUGAACCAAAGAAGCUAUUGGAUCAGCUCACUGAUAUUUACCUGCAUUUAGACUGUGCCCGGUUUGCAAAAGCCAUAGCGGAUGACCAGAGAUCCUACAGCAAAGAUCUGUUUGAAGAAGUCAUUUCCAAGAUGAAGAAGGCCGGGAUCAAGUCCACCAUCGCCAUUGAGAAGUUCAAGCUCCUGGCUGAGAAGGUAGAGGAGAUCGUGGCACGGAACGCACGGGCAGAGAUAGAUUACAGUGAUGCGCCAGACGAGUUCAGAGAUCCGCUGAUGGACACGCUGAUGUCUGAGCCGGUGAGGCUGCCGUCGGGAACAAUCAUGGACAGAUCUAUCAUUCUGAGGCACCUCCUCAAUUCCUCCACAGAUCCUUUUAACAGACAAACACUGACUGAGAGCAUGCUUGAACCAGUGCCAGAACUCAAGGAGAGGAUCCAUGCAUGGAUGAGGGAGAAGCACAAUGCUGACCAAUGACGCGAUGGUAAAUCGUAGAGCGGUUUUUUCUACCAGUGGCUGUACGUAACCACAAGAGAUGGAAACCUGUACAUAUAUUUAAAUAUCACAAGCAUUGACGAGCUCACCCAACAGAAGAAAAGGGGAUUAUAUUUUCUUAAUAAGGGCCAGCGUUACCGUACAGAAAGCAGAGACCCUUCUGUUUCUCAGUGUGUGAAUAAAAGGUGGACAGGCGGCAUCAAGGUUUCACUACAAGCCAGUGACAAGCCAACUGCAUCAAUGUCUCGGUUCCACCAUUUUUUUUUUAACUUUCUGAUUUUUAUUUUUUAUUUUUUGUUUUUACAUUUCUGCUGCUACUUUUUCCCAUUACUUUCCCUUCCUCCCUGCCAGGAUCCCAGCGUCCAUCAGAGGGGAUGUACACAAGUUUUGAAAGACCGUAAUGAAUUGAUGUCAGCCCUGCCGCCCAAGCUUUGCAUCCAAGAGCAAAAUACGGCCCCUGGAUCAGGGACGGCGGCAUCUUCUGGCAAAAUGUGAUUCAGGAGUGGGUUUUUAUAGUGUGUGUACAUGGAAGACACAAAAUUCACUAAUCUAGGAAAAUAAUAAAGGAAAAAACACAACAUAUAUAUAUAUAUAUAUAUAUAUAUAUAUAUAUGUGUAUAUAUAUAUAUAUAUAUAUAUAUAUAUAUAUAUAUGUAUAUAUAUAUAUAUAUAUAUAUAUAUUAAAAUAUUCAAUUACUUUUAAGUUUAGAGACAGGAUAAAGCUAUGUUUUAUCACAGGCCGCCAUGCUUGUUUUCGUUCAGACGCUCAUGUGCUUAGAGAUUGCGUUUUCGUUUUGAAUGACCGCACUGGAAAUUGUUUUUAAUUGCUGGCUUUCUUGAGAAUCGUAUACGCCACCCCUACUUUGCACCCCCUCCUUUUGCCCGUGAGGGGGACAGAUGCCAGAUGCACGACAGAUGCCAGGUCACACCCAUUGUUUAGCCUUACCAAAGUGAGCGGUGUCGGGAGUCUGGCAGUGAAGGGGGGGGGUUAUUUUUUGGCUUUUUUUUUUUUUAAAGCUUUUUUUUUUUUUCCCCUUUCUCUUGCUUUGUUUUUUAUGAAACCUUUUUGUAUUACUACUCUCCACACCAUACUUGAAUCCCUGUACUCUCUAUGUGGAAGGGCAGGUACUGUACGUUUUAAAAUGAAGCCUGUGAAACAGAAAAGUGGGUUUCUCGCUCCUUAUAUUUUCAGUUUUCCUGCAGAAUUACUCCCUCCUUACCGAUGAGUUCUGGACUCUGAAAAUACAAUAAAUGGUGACAAACAUUGCAGAGCCUUAAUGUUCAUUGUGUCGCUGCGGUGACCUGCGACCAGAGCCUUCCUGCUGGGGUCAGAUAGAUGCUGCAGCCGUGGACCUAGUACAGCAUAGCACACUAUAACCUUGUAUGGUUUUAUGGUUGGAUGUGCCACGUAAGGCUGUUGUCACACAGGGCUGUGUAGGGCACUAUACUAUUACGGCCAUGAAAGCCAGAUGACAUGCAGGUCGCAUUUGCUGUUGUGCGUGUAGCGUGACGGGAACAGGAGUCCUCUCGUCACUAUGGGUGUUGACGGGGGAGGUGUGCCAUUCUGCAACACCGGUGUGGCACUAGCUCAGGGGAUGUUAUACUUAUGCCUGUGUAAUGGUAACGUUGGAUCACCUUGGUGGAUUAAACAUGGAUACAUUUGUG
Molecule: messenger RNA, 5950 nt
Organism: Pseudophryne corroboree (corroboree frog)
Lineage: Eukaryota; Metazoa; Chordata; Amphibia; Anura; Myobatrachidae
Gene: UBE4B
Product: ubiquitination factor E4B
Exons: 29
Coding region: 302-4267 (1321 amino acids)
Biological process (GO): protein polyubiquitination
Cellular component (GO): nucleus; cytoplasm; ubiquitin ligase complex
Molecular function (GO): ubiquitin-ubiquitin ligase activity
Source: RefSeq, a predicted model, not a curated record